CUUUUCUCAACUAGCAGGCAACCAAAACCCCGGCAUCUCUUCUUCUCCCUCUUUGCGAUUGUUUUUGUUCCAAUCUCAUACCGUGUAUAGAGCAAAACUACCUCUCUCGCAUCACUGUGUCGGCGUGUUGAUAGUUUAUUUGUUCGUUAGGUGUGAAGGUUGGUGAAAUGGCGUCAGUUCCUGGACAAUUGAUUUGGGAGAUCGUGAAGAAGAACAAUUGUUUCUUGGUGAAGCAGUUCGGGAGGGGCAACGCAAGCGUCCAGUUCAGCAAGGAGACCAACAAUCUAUACAAUCUCAAUUCGUACAAGCACUCUGGUUUGGCCAAUCGUAAGACAGUAAGCAUUCAGCCAGGAGACAAGGAUCUCUCUGUGGUGCUUGCAACUACAAAAACCAAGAAGCAAAACAAGCCUGUCAAUGCAGUUAACAAGUCGGUCAUGAGGAAGGAGUUCCCUAGGAUGGCCAAGGCCGUUGUCAACCAGGUUGCAGAUAACUACUACAGGCCAGAUUUAAAGAAGGCAGCCUUGGCAAGACUUAGUGUUGUUCACAGGAGCCUUAAGGUUGCUAAAUCUGGUUCCAAGAAGAGAAACAGACAGGCUACCAGGAUCUGUGGUAGGAAGUGAAAUGGUUUUUCACAGUGUUCUUAAAGUUUGUGAGACAGUGAAUCUUAGUUAUUUUAAAUCUUUUUGUGUUGGAAACUAGCUCUAUUCACAGGAGAAGGGUGCUAAACCUAAAUUUUGGUUAUUUGUUUUACAUCCCUGAUUUGCUAUUGCAUGCAGAAGUUUAAUUGUCCCAUGA
Carica papaya (papaya) is the source of this 795-nucleotide messenger RNA. Its product is annotated as large ribosomal subunit protein eL28z-like. NCBI's taxonomy places the organism in Eukaryota, Viridiplantae, Streptophyta, Magnoliopsida, Brassicales, Caricaceae. Gene Ontology annotation, molecular function: structural constituent of ribosome. The record is from RefSeq and is a predicted model, not a curated record. Gene Ontology annotation, biological process: translation. Gene Ontology annotation, cellular component: ribosome.